UUCUGGGCAGGGCUUUCUGAAUGAACCGAUGCUUUAUAAACUACACGCUUGAGUCAGGCGGAGCAGCAGACAGAGAAGGCUCACUUCUGGGCGAGACUUCAGGAAGGUUUGUUCUUCGAGCUCGGGACAGCAGUAAAGCGAUAAAAUGAUCAUCAUCAUUGAAGAUCAGGAUGGCUUUGACAAGGCUCUUGCUGAGGCAGGUGGUAAGCUUGUAGUGGUUGAUUUUACAGCUACGUGGUGCGGGCCUUGUCAGAGCAUCGCUCCAUUUUACAAAGGCCUGUCUGAAAAUCCUUCCUAUGCUAAUGUGGUCUUCCUUAAAGUGGACGUGGAUGAUGCACAGGAUGUAGCCCAGUCUUGUGAGAUAAAAUGUAUGCCAACAUUCCACUUCUACAAGAACGGGAAGAAGCUGGAUGAGUUCUCUGGGUCCAACCAGGCUAAACUGGAAGAGAUUUUGAACCAACACAAAGGCUAAGCCUGAUACAACCCACUCUUAAAUGUUUCCUGUGCAGCAUAAGCAAUUUUACAAACGAUAACACCACACUUGUUUUGUUACUCAAAGGACUUUCAUUUUCUAGUCAUUUGUCAGUGAUUUUAGCAGGUCAAAAUCUGCCUUACAAAAUCUUUCAACCAUAAUGAAUACCUCUGUAUGUUUCUGUGUUCACUUGUAACUCUUAGAUGUUUUUUUUCCCAACGUCAAUAAAUGGAAUUAAAGAAAUAAAAUAGAAUGUUGAUUUUG
This is a messenger RNA of Carassius gibelio (silver crucian carp), 736 nucleotides long. It is a transcript of the gene txna, whose product is annotated as Thioredoxin-like. The record is from RefSeq and is a predicted model, not a curated record. Gene Ontology annotation, molecular function: protein-disulfide reductase activity. The coding region runs from base 146 to 472 and encodes 108 amino acids. The transcript has 5 exons. NCBI's taxonomy places the organism in Eukaryota, Metazoa, Chordata, Actinopteri, Cypriniformes, Cyprinidae.